AUGCCACUGGCCGGGAGCGGGCUGGUAGUGAGGCCCGGGGCUGCGACCAGCCGGAUGUGGCCUUGGCGGGAGGCCGCAGGACGGGGCUUUCAGAGUGGUCCAGUGGGGAGCCUGGAGUCGCAGAGCCGCAGAGCCUGGCAAGGCUGCCGGAGGGGCCGCCUCAUCCGAGCCCUUGUGCACCGAGAGGCCUGGCAUCAGGGCGGGCCGGGAGGGAGGCCGCACUCUGCACCACUGCCCGGCUCCUGCCGGCUGCCCUGGGCUCUGUCUCCCACCACCCGCCGUGCCGCUUGCCACACAGCUCUGGCCCUCGGCCAGGACGCCCCCCCCCCCCCAUCCCCUCUCUGGGACUUGGGGACCAGCACCGCUGGAUGCCCCCGGCCCUUCCCCCGACGCUACGGCGAUGAGCGCAGGCUGGGCCUCCAGCCCCUACCGGCCACUGGGGUGCUGACGCCCCUGCCCAGAGCCAGGACCUUACAGCUGGCUGGCCUGGGCUGCUGGUCGGCGUCCUCCGGACUCCGGAGUCUGACUCCGGGCUCAGGUCCAGCCUCUACGGUCCAACCAACCUUAAGCCUCUGGUCUGUCUUUAGAAGAUGGGUGAUAACAGGGCACUCCUCGCCAGGGGCCUGGCGGAGACCCACGGGGUGCCCAGCUCAGCGCCUGGCACUCUUCCUGGCGGGCUUGCUGGGCUCUGCAUCAGCACCGCAGGCUCCAGUGGGCAUUUCCUGCCUCUUGCCCUUGCCUGGAGGACACCCCCCCCAAAUCGAGACCCUUCCUUCACCUACUGGGUGGAGGCCCGUGGGGGCUGGAGCCCCCUUCCCCCAACCGCCCUGGGUUCUGGGGUCCUCAGAAGGAGGCAGCCUCAAGGCAGUCUGGAGCAGGCCCCCGGGGGCCAGGAGGACUCCUGUGCAGACCAGCUCUGUUGGCCGCUGCCUGCAGCCUGCCUGCCUAGAGCAGCGUGGGGCGGGGCCUGGGGCAGGUGAGGCAGUGCUGGGCCCCGGGGGACCGGUGGUGUGGCUGCAGACCGCAGGCGGGCCACACCUUAGGUCCGGCGCCUCCUGAGGCCUGGGGGUCCAGGUGCCCCCAAGCGAGGGCCCUUGGCAAGGGGGCAGUGGGUGUCACGUGAAGGAGAACUGAAUCCUGGUCCCCCCACAGUCCCCAUCACCUUCAUGCCCGGGGGCUCUUGGUCUGGGUCCAGCUGUGCCCAGGGCGUGGGCCAGGAUGGAGGGUGGCCCUGGUGCUUGGGACCUCUCCCACUCACAGAGGGUUUUGUCAGCCUCCUGGAGGUCCUGGGGGUUCCUGAGGCCAUGGAUGAGGCUGGGCCUGGGAGGCCAGGGGGCGGGGCUGGAAAAGGGAGGGCUGCAGAGGGGGUGGGGCCUGUCCAGGGUUCAGAGAGGGCCUAGGGCUCAUAGCACGCAGAGGUUCGGGGAGAGCAGGGGGUUGGCAGAGGACUGGGGCAGAGGCGGGCAAGGAUUCCCGGAGAGAAGGGGCCCCUGGGAAGGCCCAGGCUCAGAGGAGAGAGGGUCGUGGAGACGGCAGAUUGACCAGAUUGAGCUGGUCAGAGGAAAAGGGGGCUUUAGGAGAGGAGAGGCUCUGGGUGCAGUCAGGGCCUCAGAGGAGGACAGGGACUUGGAGGGAGCUGGGGAAGGAAACCUGGGGCCCCGGUGCAUAGACACAACUUCUGGGGGGCUUUGGAUUCUGUGGAGGCUGGUGGGUUGGUAAAGAGAACCCAGCUCGGAGGCCACUUGCAUGGUGAGGUGAGGGGCUCCGGGAGAGGCAAAGAGGGCCGCGGCUUCUCCCUUGCAGACGGACCCGCUGGGACUUCUGCAGGAAGGGGAGGUCAGCUGGGGACAAGUGUGAGAGGGAAUGAGAGGGUGUGGCAUGAAUGGAGGCUCCCAGAAGGGGCUGGGCUGGGUGGGCCGGUGUUGAUUAGGGGAAGGGGCAUCUGCAGGGGACUAGGCCCAGGUGGGCCAGGCAGGGCUGGCAGAGAGGCAUGGGCAGCUGAGUGGACUUGUCUCCAAGGAGAUAAGUGUCAUUAGGGGCUUGGACAAGGACAUCUGGCCCCACGGGCAGAGGGGACGAACGGGUGAGAGGUCACGGCCUUGGAGACUGGACUGUAUGAGGAAUGCAGGUUCAGGAGGGUCCGGCUUCCGGCCGGUGCCUGAGGCCCCCACCCUGCGGUUGGGAGGAGGCGGGGAGGUGGCUGCGGCCGCCGGCGCGCCGUGAGUCAGGCUGGGGCUGCAGCCGCACGGCCGGCCUGGCGCUGCGGAGGGAGCUCAGGAGCGGGGACAGCGGCGCCGCCAGCCCCGCGUGCUCCCCCCGCCGAGGCUGGGCCGCCGGGACGCGGAGCGGCCGGGCAGACAG
Molecule: messenger RNA, 2361 nt
Organism: Acinonyx jubatus (cheetah)
Lineage: Eukaryota; Metazoa; Chordata; Mammalia; Carnivora; Felidae
Exons: 3
Coding region: 1-1059 (352 amino acids)
Source: RefSeq, a predicted model, not a curated record